UAUAGCGCAUAACUUCACUGUUAUCAUAUGGCGACAGUGUAUGUCGAAGCUCCUGUCCUAACCUCACUGCCGAUUAAAAAAUUCAAAUCUGCCCAGUGAUGAGCAAAGUGACCAGAAAAAACUAGUUUGCUCUGAAUUUGCCGCUGGAAAAUGGCAUCUGCAGUACUGGAGGGCAGCGACUUCAGCAGCUGGCUGGGCGGGAGGCUGCAGGCCCUCAACACAGAUGAAACCGUCUUUGGCUCGUACAUUCAGAGCAUCCUCGAUAGCGACGAUUCUUCUGAUGAGAAAUCCGAAGCCCUUCAAGAUAUUUUAGCGGAAAUAGUUGAAAACGUUAACGAGAUCGGGGAAAUAUGUGCGGAAAUCCUGGAAAAAUGGCAAACGCUGAAGCCAAAAGAGACUCUUCCCACUCAGGCCUCCAAUGAGGAACUUAACGAAAAAUUGGCCAAACUAUUAGAGUCUCAAUCCUUGGCCACCACCAAACAGAAGCAAUAUACUGACGAAGAAAAAAAGAUUAGAGAGGCGAUUUUGUCUCAGUACAGCCAAAUGACCGACUCUGAAGGUGAGGAGGAAGACGGAGGUGCUGCAGUUGAAACAAAGGACAACUUGGAAAGAAACAUUAACGCACAUCUGGUGGCUGAAGCUGAAAAGCAAAAACGUGAACAGUUUCGACUGGAAAGUCAACGAAAGAAGGACAAAGAUAAGGAAGAUCGAGAAAAGCAAAAACAGCUUAGAGAAGAAAAGAAGGAGAAGCGCAAAACACAGAAAGGCGAGAAAAAGCGGUAGCAAAGGUAAUCAAUCAAACACCGACCUGUGUAUUAGAAACCGUGUAAUUUCCAGUUAUUCGACAACAGUCAUGAAACCAAUAAUAAUCGUUUUAACUCGAA
Dendroctonus ponderosae (mountain pine beetle) is the source of this 884-nucleotide messenger RNA. Its product is annotated as coiled-coil domain-containing protein 43. The transcript has 4 exons. The record is from RefSeq and is a predicted model, not a curated record. Bases 151 to 783 code for a protein of 210 amino acids. NCBI's taxonomy places the organism in Eukaryota, Metazoa, Arthropoda, Insecta, Coleoptera, Curculionidae.